This is a messenger RNA of Chionomys nivalis (European snow vole), 6433 nucleotides long. It is a transcript of the gene Dstyk, whose product is annotated as dual serine/threonine and tyrosine protein kinase. The transcript is spliced from 13 exons. Gene Ontology annotation, biological process: protein phosphorylation. Gene Ontology annotation, molecular function: ATP binding; protein kinase activity. Bases 177 to 2975 code for a protein of 932 amino acids. The record is from RefSeq and is a predicted model, not a curated record. Lineage: Eukaryota; Metazoa; Chordata; Mammalia; Rodentia; Cricetidae.
UUCUGGCCAGUGCUGGGCGCCCUGACUUUCUGCGGUGGCGGUGACAGAGGCUGGAGGCCCGGUUGAGUGCCGGCAGGGGCGUCGGGAGGCUGAUUCCGCCUUCGCUGAGCGCUAGGGGGCGGGCGGAGGGGGCCGGGCUAGCGGCGCAGCUAGCCGCGGAGACAGCGGGCUGAGCGAUGGAGGCCGACGGACUGCCGUGGGCCGGCGAGUCCGUGUCAGGCCCCGGCCCGGGAGGCGGCGGAAUGAUCCGCGAGCUGUGCCGGGGCUUCGGCCGGUACCGCCGCUACCUGGGACGACUGCGGCAGAACCUGCGAGAGACCCAGAAGUUCUUCCGCGACAUCAAGUGCUCCCACAGUCACAGUUGUCCCUCCUCCCCCGCGGGUGGCGGCGCGGCGGAGCUUGGCCCUGCCGGCGACGUCGCCGAAGCCCCGCUGCCAGCGGGUCAGCUGAGCUGCAUUUCCUUCCCACCUAAGGAAGAGAAAUAUCUCCAGCAGAUUGUGGAUUGCCUUCCCUGCAUAUUGAUCCUCGGCCAGGACUGUAAUGCCAAGUGCCAGCUGUUGAACCUGCUGCUGGGGGUGCAGGUGCUUCCCACCAUCAAGCUGGACAGCGACGAGAGCUGUAGGCUUCGGCGCCUCCGCUUCACCUAUGGGACUCAGACUCGGGUCAGCCUGGCACUCCCCGGCCAGUAUGAACUAGUACACACGCUGGCUGCACACCAGAACAACUGGGAGACCAUCCCUGAGGAGGACUUGGAGGUUCAAGAAGACAGCAAGGAUGCUGCUCAUGUUUUAGCUGAGCUGGAGGUGACAAUGCAUCAUGCUCUCCUACAGGUACCAGCCUUACAUGAAGUGGAUAUUGUGGUGGCCCCGUGCCACAGCCACCGGCCUGCGGUAGAUGUUCUGGGUGACGUGGCGAAUGAUUUCUUGCCUGUGAUAACCUACGCACUUCACAAAGAUGAACUCUCUGAGAGGGACGAGCAAGAGCUUCAGGAAAUCAGAAAGUAUUUCUCCUUUCCUGUGUUCUUUUUCAAAGCACCCAAGCUGGAGAUUAUGGACUCCCCCAGCGGGCGAGCAGAGAGUGAAUGGUCACCACUGUAUCGACAGCUGUUGGACCUGGGCUAUCUGAGCGGCAGUCACAGGAACUGUGGAGUCCCUGACGAGGACAGCAAAGCUCAGAGCAUGUUGGUGGAGCAAAGUGAGAAGCUGAGACAAUUGAGUACAUUUUCUCACCAGCUGCUACAGGCCCGCUUAGUGGAUGCAGCCAAGGCCCUGAACGUGGUGCACUGCCGCUGUCUUGACAUCUUUAUUAACCAGGCUUUUGACAUGCAACGGGACCUACAAAUCACUCCUAAACGUCUAGAGUAUACUAGAAAAAAGGAGAAUGAAUUGUAUGAAUCAUUGAUGAAUAUUGCCAACCGAAAGCAGGAGGAAAUGAAGGACAUGAUUGUUGAGACACUUAACACCAUGAAAGAGGAACUUCUGGAUGAUGCUGCCAACAUGGAGUUUAAAGAUGUCAUUGUCCCUGAGAAUGGAGAAACAGUGGGCACCAGAGAGAUCAAAUGCUGCAUCCGGCAGAUCCAAGAACUCAUCAUCUCCAGGCUCAAUCAGGCAGUGGCCAACAAGCUGAUCAGCUCAGUGGAUUACCUACGGGAAAGCUUUGUUGGGACCCUGGAACGGUGUCUGCAGAGCCUUGAAAAAUCACAGGAUGUCUCAGUUCAUAUUACCAGCAAUUAUCUCAAACAGAUCUUAAAUGCCGCUUAUCAUGUUGAAGUCACAUUUCACUCUGGGUCCUCAGUUACAAGGAUGCUUUGGGAACAAAUCAAGCAGAUCAUCCAGCGGAUCACAUGGGUGAGCCCACCCACCAUCACUCUAGAGUGGAAGAGGAAGGUGGCCCAGGAAGCCAUCGAGAGUCUCAGUGCCUCCAAGUUGGCCAAGAGCAUUUGCAGCCAGUUCCGCACUCGGCUCAAUUGUUCUCAUGAGGCUUUUGCAGCCUCCUUGAGGCAGCUGGAAGCUGGCCACUCUGGGCGGCUGGAGAAAACUGAAGAUCUGUGGCUAAAGGUUCGAAAAGACCACGCCCCCCGUCUGGCCCGCCUUUCACUAGAGAGCCGGUCUUUACAGGAUGUCUUGCUUCACCGUAAACCUAAAUUAGGACAGGAACUAGGCCGGGGCCAGUAUGGUGUAGUGUACCUGUGUGACAACUGGGGCGGACACUUCCCUUGCGCCCUCAAGUCAGUUGUUCCUCCUGAUGAGAAGCACUGGAAUGACCUGGCGUUAGAGUUUCACUACAUGAGGUCUUUGCCAAAGCACGAGCGAUUGGUGGAUCUUCAUGGUUCGGUCAUUGAUUACAACUACGGUGGUGGCUCCAGCAUCGCGGUGCUGCUUAUUAUGGAGCGGCUGCACCGGGACCUCUACACGGGGCUGAAGGCUGGGCUGACCCUGGAGACACGUUUGCAGAUAGCUCUGGAUGUGGUGGAGGGAAUCCGCUUUCUGCACAGCCAGGGGCUUGUGCAUCGGGAUAUCAAACUGAAGAACGUGCUGCUGGACAAACAAAACCGUGCCAAGAUCACUGACUUAGGAUUCUGCAAGCCAGAAGCUAUGAUGUCAGGCAGCAUUGUUGGGACACCAAUCCAUAUGGCCCCUGAACUUUUCACAGGAAAGUACGAUAAUUCCGUGGACGUCUAUGCUUUUGGAAUCCUUUUCUGGUAUAUCUGCUCAGGCUCCGUCAAGCUCCCUGAGGCAUUUGAGAGGUGUGCUAGCAAAGAUCAUCUCUGGAACAAUGUGCGCAGAGGGACCCGUCCAGAGCGUCUUCCUGUGUUUGAUGAGGAGUGCUGGCAGUUGAUGGAAGCAUGUUGGGAUGGUGACCCCUCUAAGAGGCCUCUCUUGGGCAUCGUCCAGCCUAUGCUCCAAGGCAUUAUGGACCGACUUUGCAAGUGCAGUUCUGAGCAACCAAACAGAGGACUAGACGACUCUACUUGAAGACCAAGACCUUUCUCUUUAUUCUGUUCCUUCCUUCCCUCUCACCUUUAGGCCAUGGGGAGAAUCUGUCAUUUGUUUAUUAAGGGAGCUCCUAAGGGAAUUGGUGCUUGUUGACAACUCAAGACCUUCCUGGGCAGAGAUAGCUCCUGGACCCUGAAGCACUCAGUGGCUGUUUUAGGAUUCAUACUGCCUCACACUAUCUCUUUAGCAAAAGAUUGUGUCAGAUGUGUAAACGCUGAAGAAUGUGAUGUUCUGGCCUCAGAACUGAAAGGAGGCAACCGCUAGCACUGGCUGUUCACGGCCUGUGUUUCUAAACCCGGUGGGACACCGCAGUGCAGGGACUGAAGCUAUCAUCGCCAUGACUUCAGCUCUAGGUCGGAACAGCUCAGUUAUCCAGUGGUGGAGAGCACUUAGAAAACAUGACAUUAGUUCAGGACUGUAUGAUUAUAAGGGCAAAAAAAAAACAAAAACAAAAACAAAAAAAAAAACAUCCCAGCCAAAUAUACCUUGUGGUUGCCUGGUUCUUGUUCUCUGUAACCAGGAUCUCAGGUUGUAAGUCAGAAGCCCCAGAAGGCAGCUGGGUGUGAAGCUGUCUGCCCUCACAACCCAGUGUUUACAUUUCCAGGGCCAGGGAGCCCUGGUUUCUUCAGGGCAGGGCUAACCCAGAACAGAAUCUCUUUGAUCCUUGGGUUUUUUUCCCCACCUCCUACCCUUCUUUUGCCUCAAAAAGGGGGGACUACUCCAGAUAUCAUAGUAGUUGGGCUGAGUGUCUGAUUAAAAAUAGACUAUAAUUGUGUUGUUGUUUUAAUGGGAUAUAGCCCAGGCUGGCCUUAAAAAUCUUAUCCUUCUGCCUCAUGCUCCAAAGUGCUGAGAUUGCAGGUAUAUACUGCCAUGCCCAGCUUUUAACUGUACAGCUCUCUCUCUUAUCUCCUUCCUCAGUGCUGGGGGUCAGCCCCACAGCCGCAGAUCUGCUGGGAACUGCUCUCAUGUUCACACGCCAGCUUCAUAGAGCUUUCAAAGUUCACCUUACUACUAGGCCCCGUGAGCUGAUGAGGAUGUGACUGAGCAUACUGGUCUCCUGCUACAGCUCUUCAGAAAUGCCAUGCAGUGCUUUCUCCAUGCAAACUGUAACAGACACGUUAUAGGCCCAGUGUCUCUGGGUGUGUUGGCUCUAGCCUCACUUUGGUAGAAUGCUUAGUUUAGCUCUCAGGAUUUUCACAUCUACUCAGCUAUACUUAGGUACUCUGCUCUGAGCAUUAACUUGUCCUCUGGAGACAGAAGGGUGUGCAGGAAGCCAGGUGUCAGGAAAGAAGGAAUGAGCCGUCUCUACGAGUUAGGUCUACUGUGUGAAACCAAGAGGUCUGUGUGGUGGGAGGACUGCUGCCCUUGUUCUGAACUCUGAUACAGAGACUGCAGUUCUAGCAUGGACACCAUAUUCCUAGCAUUCUUUGCACAUAUUAGCUCAGACUCAGAAAUGGGAGGUUAGAUUUUGUUUUCCCCAUCCAGAGUCCAUUUUCAGUCUCCUGUCAGAUUGUAGGUUCUUUUUUUUUAUCUUUAAUUUUUAAAAAGAAGAUUCCCUCCAUUUUUUCUGCCCAAUGAGAGGGAGAGGCUAAUGCUAAGUGAGGAGAUAAGGAGUAGUUUUGUAGUCAUUCAUAAAAAAGUAUCUGAAAAAGUCCAAGAUAUUCUUGAAAGUGUCCGGCCGGGCAAGCCAAAGGCCACAUGAGGGUAUGUGGUGGUGGUAUUUCAAUACUCAGCUGGCUGAGUAUGUGAACACAUGUGUCUAAUUUGUGUGUAUUUUACUUUAUAACAUUGUAAGCUAAUUUUGGAUUGUUUUUUGGCAUCUGUUAUUAUUUUAGUGAUAAAAUGCCAUGAAAUGUACUGUACUGUAUAUUACUUGGGAAGACACUAGGUCCUCAGAGAAGUGUGGUGGCACUUAGCACAGGGCUUGAUAGGGCCAAAGUUUUGAAGAUUUACCUCCAGGCUAAGGGAGGAAGAAGGGUGGCAUAAAGAGUUACCUUCAGCCGGGCGGUGGUGGCGCACGCCUUUAAUCCCAGCACUCGGGAGGCAGAGGCAGGCGGAGCUCUGUGAGUUCGAGGCCAGCCUGGUCUACAAUAGCUAGUUCCAGGACAGGAACCAAAAAAAGCUACGGAGAAACCCUGUCUCGAAAAUCCAGGAAAAAAAAAAGAGUUACCUUCAAAAAAAUUUCCAUAGGGGGCAGUUUACUGUAGCCCUUAAGUGACCACCUGGCUGCUUCUUAGGAGCUGAAAGCCUGGCUACUAAUUUUGCUGUAGAAUGGAGGGGCAGGCUCUCCUACAGAGCAAUCAGAAGAAAUGUUGGCAGAGUCUGGCCCCUGCACGGCUCUCCUGUGCCCUUGAGCGUGGCAGCACAGCUGAGUCGCUUCUGACUGAGCAGUCUUCACUGCUCUCAGAAAGUGGACUGCUCUGGUUCUUCCCAGACCAAAGAGAGUCACUUCUGACUCCAUCCACUCUAAGGGACAGGGCUAGGCAACCACUGGGUCAAAAUAUUAACACUAAAGCUCAAGGAACCCGAGAAAGGGUGCAUUACUACACAGUUAGAGCAGGAGCACAGUGAGCUGGACUUUGUCAGAUCCCAGUGCAUUCCGUAUUUUCGCUUGAGCUCUCAGACAGGUUAGAGCACUCAGGGCAGGCCUAGUUCAGUGGAGAAUGCGCUUGGCACACACAUGGCCUUGGGCUCAGUGUCCAGUACCAAAACAAAACACAGAGGUCAAAGAGGGCUGGAAAGUCAGUGUUCUUCCUGACAGAAGCGGCGUGGGCGGUAGGGCUGUGAAGUGCCAGCUGCACUAAGUGACACUUUAUUUUGUUGUUGUUGUCUUAUUUAGCACUGAGAAGCCCAGGGGAUGGGUCAGUACAGUCACACUUAGGGAAACUGAGGCACCUCUGAUCUUGCUCUGGAGAGAUGCCCCUCUUGUUUGAUCUAGCUUACUGGGAGGUUUCCCGACCCCAUGUUGUGUCAGGAUGGAUUAAUGGCCUUGGGAAGUGUGGAGCUGCUGAAAGUGUUCAGAGCAUGCAUUUUGCAUUUUCUGGGUCAAACCGUCCACAUUUUCCUUAAAAGAAAAUGAGGAUUUAGUCUUCUAGGUGCUGCGGUAUGUGGGGUAGAGCUAGUGUGAUAUUGGAGUGGCCUUACGGCACCCGCACUGCAGACUCCCCUAGAAGUUUCAGGUGGUACUGUUGCUCUUAAGAGCCGAACUCCAUCUGCUCUGUUAGCAGCGCCUAGUGUGAUCGACAUGGAGGAGACUGGGAACGCCUGGCAGCUGGGGUUGCUGGGGAGGAAACUUAGUCUGGAUGGCUUGCUGGUUUUUUUGUUUUAUUUUUUAUCUUUAUGUAAUAUUUUUGUUUUAAAGAACUAAUGUCUAUUACAGUAUUAUAUAAAAGUGUAACAUACUAAGUGUGUAGAAUAAAGUGCAAUAACAAAAACUA